Bufo gargarizans (Asiatic toad) is the source of this 825-nucleotide messenger RNA. RefSeq names its product gastrula zinc finger protein XlCGF66.1-like. NCBI's taxonomy places the organism in Eukaryota, Metazoa, Chordata, Amphibia, Anura, Bufonidae. Bases 283 to 681 code for a protein of 132 amino acids. The transcript has 5 exons. The record is from RefSeq and is a predicted model, not a curated record. Gene Ontology annotation, biological process: regulation of DNA-templated transcription.
GAAAGGGAUCCCGUCUCUGUCACCAAAUUUGCUGCAUGUUGAACAGUUGGCACUUGAGCUUCACCCGGAAAGCAGAGAAUAUCUCAGUCCUUUGCUUCCUCCUGCAGCACAUCCUGGUGCCUGACUCCUGCACAUGGCGGUAGAAAUAGGAACACUGGAUGCUCCAUGGUGAAGGAUUGUCAGAGGAAGAGGAGGACACGCCCCGCCUGAGUUCCUACAAUAUAGGAUCCGCUCAGUGGAUAUCUUCUAUAUAAGAUCCUUCUCUUGAUUGACCCAACAAGAAUGGAUAGAGACAAGGAUAAGAUGGCGGAGAGUAUAAUAAAUCUCACCCUAGAGAUCCUCUUCCGGCUUACUGGAGAGGGCUACACAGUAGUGAAGAAGACCUCUAGUGAGCGCUGUCAGGCCCCUGUGUCUGAAGGAUGGGGAAGAACCCUGAGCCCAAUCAUGGAGCCUCCACCUCACUCCCUGAUACACGAGGAAAUCAAUAAAGAGAAGAUCCUAGAACUCACCAACAAGAUGAUUGAGCUGCUGACUGGAGAGGUUCCUAUAAGGUGUCAGGAUGUCACCGUCUAUUUCUCCAUGGAGGAGUGGGAGUAUUUAGAAGGACACACAGAUCAGUACAAGGACAUUCUGAUGGAGGAUCACCGGCCCCUCACACCACCAGGUAAUAGACAUGACUAAAGGCAUCCUCUCAUUAUCUUUAUGUAAGGAAUGAAUUCAGUCACUGGAUGUGUUUCCUACAGUUAAGGAAGAGAGAACAACACCGGAGAGAUAUACCAGUCCUCUUCUUCCACAGGAUGGUUCAGAAGAAGAUCACAAUGUCCC